AAACGGCCUCUAGAAGUCUCUUCCUCUGAAAGCUAUCUUCUUCUUUUUAAACACAACCCCACCGAUAAAGGAAAGCAAAGCAAAGCAAAGCUAAAGCUCAAGAAGAAAAUGGAUCAUUCAGAUAACAACGAUCACCCUCAGCUUCCAACCAUCAAGAUUCGCCACCCGUCACCCCCUCACCACCCUACCUCCGCCGCCACACCCACUCCCACCGCAGGCGCCCGCCGUAAGGUCGGUGUAGCCGUUGACCUCUCCGAUGAGUCUGCCUUCGCCGUCCGCUGGGCCGUCCAAAACUACCUCCGACCCGGAGACGCCGUCAUCCUCCUUCACGUCUCACCAACCUCCGUACUCUUCGGAGCAGACUGGGGCCCACUCCCCCAAACCCCUCAGAGCGCGGAAACUCCACACUCCCAGAAGCAACUGGAAGACGAUUUCGAUGCCUUCACGGCCUCAAAGGUGGCGGAUUUGGCCAAACCCUUGAAGGAAUCCGGGGUUCCCUUCAAGGUUCAUAUAGUGAAAGAUCAUGAUAUGAGGGAAAGGUUGUGUCUCGAAGUGGAGAGGUUGGGGUUGAGUGCUGUUAUAAUGGGGAGCAGAGGGUUUGGGGCUGAGAAAAGGGGGAGUGAUGGUAAGCUGGGAAGUGUCAGUGAUUACUGUGUGCAUCACUGUGUUUGCCCUGUUGUUGUUGUUAGGUACCCUGAUGAUAAAGAUGGCACAAAUGCUGAGCCCGUGGUCACCAUUAAGGAGGCUGAGGUGGAGGAGGAAGGUGCCAAAGAUAGCAUAGUUGAAGGCUCUUAAUUUCGAGGGAUUGUCGAGUAAAGUGGAACCUACGGUUUUUCUCUUUCUACUUUCAUCUCGUAGUAUAAUUCUAUCGACUCGUAUAAUUCUAUCGACGAUGUUGAUGUAUGGUUGAUGAGGUUCUUGAUUUCAUUUUUAUUGCACUAUUGGGGAGAUACUGUUGUACAAUGCUAUAAUUACAAUAUGAACCCAGUGGCAAAGUUUGGUUUUAGUAUCAAA
Hibiscus syriacus is the source of this 1014-nucleotide messenger RNA. Its product is annotated as universal stress protein PHOS32-like. Bases 109 to 795 code for a protein of 228 amino acids. The record is from RefSeq and is a predicted model, not a curated record. The transcript is spliced from 2 exons. Lineage: Eukaryota; Viridiplantae; Streptophyta; Magnoliopsida; Malvales; Malvaceae.